Ictalurus furcatus (blue catfish) is the source of this 2742-nucleotide messenger RNA. RefSeq names its product G protein-coupled receptor 156 (gene gpr156). Gene Ontology annotation, molecular function: G protein-coupled GABA receptor activity. The transcript is spliced from 10 exons. The coding region runs from base 214 to 2676 and encodes 820 amino acids. Lineage: Eukaryota; Metazoa; Chordata; Actinopteri; Siluriformes; Ictaluridae. Gene Ontology annotation, biological process: G protein-coupled receptor signaling pathway; gamma-aminobutyric acid signaling pathway. The record is from RefSeq and is a predicted model, not a curated record. Gene Ontology annotation, cellular component: membrane; G protein-coupled receptor heterodimeric complex.
CCCACUCUCAUGCUCCAUAAAGUGUACAUGGACUUACUUUUAUUCAGAGACUAAGCUGACUUUUACCGCAUGUAGGGUAUUGUGGUCAUGGACGUGCGUAAACUGGACGCUUGUUUGUCUCUCCGAAGAUGGAGAAAGGAAAAACAGAAAAUACUUUGGGAUUAGCUGACACUCGGACACAGGAUGUGUGUGUGUGUGUGAGCUGAGGCAGUGAUGGAGAUCAGGCCAAACUGCAGCACUCACUGUGACUCUGCGUCCUGCUUCAUCCAUCCUGCAGUCAACAAGCAGCAGAGCUGGGACAUCCUGCUGAGACUCUGCACUCUUUCUACGAGGGUGGUGGAGGUGCAGAGCAGGUCUCUCUCUCCGGUUCUGUGCGCUGUAGUGUGGACGCUGCUUUCCUGUGGGAUCCUGCUGUCCUUCCUCUUCCUCCUUUUCACCGUCCGCUACAAAAACAACAGGAUCGUGAAGAUGUCGAGCCCCAACCUGAACAUGCUGACUCUGUUAGGGAGCGUGCUGACGUACACCAGUGGCUUCCUGUUUGCUAUAGAGGACAGAUCACCUGUACAGGGAGCAGGCCCGAAAGCUGUCAUGCAGGCGUGGGUCUGGACGCUGUGUAUCGGCAGCUCUUUGGUGUUUGGACCCAUCCUGGGGAAAACAUGGCGUCUCUACAGGGUCUUUACUCAGCGUUUACCUGACAGGAGAGUGAUCAUCCGUGAUAUUCGGUUGAUGGGUUUUGUGGCACUGUUGGUCUUGGUGGAUUUGCUGAUUCUGGCGGCGUGGAGCCUCACCGACCCUGUGAAGUGUUUCCGAUCAGUCAGCGCUCUGGUCAAGGUGGUAGAGUUUGAUGUGCGUUACUCCUUGUCUCAGACGGACUCCUGCUCCUCUCACUACUCCGAGCUGUGGGUUCUCCUCCUCUGUGCACUCAAGGCCGGUCUGCUGGUGUAUGGCAUGUACCUAGCUGGACUGACCAGUAGCGUUAGCCUGCCUCCAGUCAACCAAUCCCUGACCAUCAUGACCGCUGUCUAUCUGGUCACUGCAUCCACCGCUCUGGCCGUCCCCGUCUCUCUCUAUCUGCGCUCAUGGCCCAACCUGGUCUACAGCAUGCUCUCUGGAACCAUCUUCAUCUGCACCACUGCCAUUAACUGCCUUAUAUUUGUGCCCCAGUUGACCCAGUGGAGACAGUUUGAAGAGGAUGUGAACCCUCAGCCCAGCCAUAUGGCCAAGUACUUCAGCAGCAAGAGCCUGCGCUCCAGCGAGAACGACAUCUACUACCUGCUCGGAGAAUACGACUCCAUGAAGAGGUUAAUCAGUGAGAAAGAUGCAGUAAUAAACAGCCUCCAGGAGCAAGUGAAGAACGCCAAGGACAAACUGCUGAAGUUGAUGUCUGUGGGCCACCUGCAGGACGAAAGAGAAAUGGACUCUUCCACCACAAACCUCAAUUCCUCCUCCACCCAGACUACAGUGGUACCUCCUGAGCCUCCUGCUUCUCCUCUCCCCAUGAGAGAGGUUACUCCACCUGCUGCUCUCUCCACUCCACCAUAUGUGCCUCCUCCAUCAAUUCCAUCUUCACCUCCUUCACUCUCCUCUUAUGAAACACCUCCUUCUUCACAGAACACAGAGUCUUCACCCUAUUUCUCUCCUCACAGUCCAGACAGGGCUCCACAGAACUCCCAAGUAAGCCACUUGAAACUUGAAAAUGCAGGUUUGACCAAAGAAUCGCAGCCCAAACGGAACUUUAAGAGCACAUCUGUCAGCGUCGAACCUUCUGAAGUAAUGAACAUGCCUUUAGAUUCACCUGUAAACCUGAUUACGUUGCAUGAGUCCACAUCUCCGGCUUGGUCCGGUCCACCUCCAGAUGCAGCAGGUUCAGUGGUAGAGUCCAUUGUGCCUUCAGUGGUGGGUCGCCAGGGUUUUGUGAGCAGCGAACAGCUGGAGGAGAUUCUGCACGAUUUGAGUGUGGAUGCCAUAAGCAGCUCACUCAGAUCGCCAGACGGAGUGAGAAGACCAUCGUAUCCUGCCAAUCCUGCUGGAGUGAGAAGACCAUCGAAUCCUGCCAGUCCUGCUGGAGUGAGAAGACCAUCGAAGACGAUUUUCUCAUCCCGGUCAACUCUGCAGUUGUACUUUCCAAGCAUCUCACCAUACAUGAUGCGAAAACGCAGACCUCCAUUCCAUGCGUGCAGAAAGGGUCCUCCUCCAUACUACUACCCAGGCUCAGCGCCCCCUGGCUGUAGGAGGACACGUGAACUAAAACCAGCUUCCAGCACUUCUUUGACGCACAAGGAAUUGCAUAAUACGGAAAAAGAGGGAAAUGAGGGCGAGAAAGAGGAUGAAAGCUCUAGGACAUGGUUUGACUCAAAUACCCAAUCACGCUCAGGCAGGAGGAGAUCGAGACGCACCCCUCGAGACUGUUCUUCUAUAGAACAGCCCUCAGGUUCUUUAGCAGGGCUUGAGAGGACCGGAGCUACUGAUUCGUAUGGAUAUUCAGACUCGGAGUCCAGCAGCUCAGAGGAUUACUGCUACUACCACCGGCCAUACUGUGAAGCCUGCAUGCACAGUCCUUAUGCCUCCAGUGACAGCAGCAGCUCAGAGACGUCUGACAGCGAGUACACAGAGCUGGAUCACUCCUCACAUCCUGUGGUCAACUUCAAAGAGGACCUCAAACCCACAUUUGUUUGAAUAGAGGAGGUCGAAUGAGACAUGGGGAUCCAAAAGGAUCAGACUGCAAUAAAACAGGGCACUAAA